AUGAAGGCGUGUUUGCGGACUUUUUCCGGCAGCUGAGCUGAUUUCCAGGCGUCAAUUUAUGAGAUAGAACAACUUAACAGUCCACCAAAAGACAACACAGUGGAUUUACAGCUUGUAUUGUAAAGGAUUUGGCUAUGAUUGAACCGACCCAGUGACCGUAAACAUAAACUUUGCAAUGACUCGAGUGUUUGUACAGUGUCAGCUAACGUUACUAGCAUAACUAGCUUAACCGGUAAACUCGCCGACAUCGUAAAUACUAAUGGAGGAUGGUGAGAAAUCCUUCUCCGACGUUCAGGCUGUUUCCUCUAAUGUUCCGAGGACACCAAACACCGAACUGAAGAAACUGCUGGUUUUUAAAGUUUACAAGAGGAGGUGGUUCGUCCUGCUGGUGUUGUGUCUGUUAAACUGCUCCAACGCAACGAUAUGGCUGACCUUUGCACCAGUCGCGGACCAGUCUGCCCAGUAUCUGAAGGUCAGUCUGGAGGAAGUCAACUGGUUGUCACUGGUCUACAUGGUUGUGGCCAUACCGCUGAGCUUUGGGACCACAUGGAUGCUGGACACCUUCGGGCUACGGAUCACGCUGAUUCUGGGAUCCUGGUUGAACAUGUUAGGAGCAGUGGUGCGCUUCUGUGGGUCACCGCCGUCCCCGAGUUUUACAAUCCUGUACCCUGUAGUGAUGCUGGGCCAGACCCUCGGUGCCCUGGCUCAGCCCCUCAUCAUUUUCACCCCCACAAAGCUGGCAGCUCUCUGGUUCCCUGACCACCAGCGUGCCACAGCUAACAUGAUCGCCUCUAUGUCCAAUCCCCUGGGCCUCCUCCUCGCUAACAUCAUCUCUCCCAUGGUGGUUGAAACAUCUACACAGAUCCCAGCUCUGCUGAUUGCUUAUGCGGUCCCGGCAUGCUUCAUCUGUUUCCUAGCAACAGUGGGGAUACGGAGCAGCACCCCCCCCACGCCGCCAUCGGCCAGUGCCGAGUCCUCCAGCUCCGAGCCGUUCGUACAGGGGCUCAAACUGUUACUGAAGAACAAAGCCUACCUCGUCCUGCUGCUGUGCUUCGGUUCAGGCAUGGCUGUUUUCACCUGCUUCUCCGCACUGCUGGAGCAGAUCCUGUGUGUGCAAGGAUACACCAAUGACUUUGCUGGCAUCUGUGGCGCUCUCUUCAUCGUGUUUGGCAUCGUGGGCGCCGGCGCUCUUGGUCUUUAUGUCGACAAGACCAAGAAGUUCAUCGAAGCCACAAAGAUCAACAUGAGCUUCACCGCCCUCACGUGCAUCGCCUUCGCAGUGGUGUCUCUGAUGCAGCAGCAGAAAGCCGCCGUGGCCGCCGCCUGCUCUCUGUUUGGCUUUUUCGGUUUCUCCAUCUACCCGGUGGCCAUGGAGCUGUCUGUGGAGUGUUCGUACCCCGUCGGAGAAGCCACGUCGGCCGGACUCAUCUUUGUAUCGGGACAGGUUCAGUCUGUUCUCUACAUGAUCCUCCUUCAGGCUUUGACCAAACCGCUCACAGAGUCUCCUGUGUCGACCUGUGGGGACGCCGUCCUGAGCUGGAGGGUGCCCGUGCUGGUGAUGGCAGGACUGUGCAGUUUCUUCACAUGCUGCUUCGUGAUCUUCUUCCACACACGAUACAGACGGCUGGAGGCCGAGGAAGAAGCGACUUACAGGCGGAGCAGCUGCUCGACGAACGCCGAGCACGCUCCGACUGCGGACACGUGAACCUGCUGGAGGCUCGUGACGACAGAGACGGAGGGAAUUAUGGGUGUGAUCACACCUGCAGGUUGUUUUCAUGACCUCAGAUUCAUGCGUAAAAUUGAUUCGAUUUUUUUCUACGGUAUUGGGGCCUUUUUUUGGUACGUCAGGUUGGGACAUUCCAAAGCAUCAUUCCAAAAAUGGAGAAUCUAUUCUUGUAAUGCAUUGAAAGAUUGUAUACUUUUACACUAAAAAGUAGUUUGUAGGGAGGAGAUUCGUGUGUUGUUUUGUAGCCCUGAGUGGCCAGAAAAUCCCAGUUAGCUGGGGAAGCAGUUCGCUUAACAUUCCUACACUGAUCGAGUGUAUUUCAGUGAUUUUUGCAUUCUCUCUUGGUUUUGAGAAAAGUACAUUUUCUACAAAACUUAAAUAAAGACAAACCAAAAACAAUCCGUUGGAGCACAUGACCGAGGUAUCCACCAUCCUUCAGUACGCUGAAUCUGCCUGCUUCAGGAUUUCUUUCAGCCCUCACAGAAGCAAACUCAUGAAGUGAUGUACGAGCUGCGUCAUGUUCUCGUCUGUUUUCUGCCACUGAAGAACAGCAGAGUCUUUUUGGACUUUACUCCAUGUACAGAGAGCUGUAACUACAGAAAAGGUGAAGUUUAAAGUUUUCCAGCUCAAACGUAAGCUAGAUGUAAUGCCUUGUUUUUACACUGAUUACUUUUAAACAUAGAUAUGAACUAAAACUGCCUAAAGCGAAGAUGGCAGCGACUUCUGCUCAGCUGGGCUGGUUACCUUUCAGCAGGUCUAGUUCAGCUGGUUUUAUUCUCUGUGGCUGGAUUCAGCUUCUGCAUUAAGCUCUCAAAUGCAGCAAACUGCUCGGGAGAGAAGUACAUUUAGCUUUAUUGGCUAGCUGCGAUGAUCUCUCCAGCUGCCUUGAACUGGAUCUGGCUCUCGCUUCGACAGUUUGCUUUUUAGAUGUCCUCUUUAUAAUGACUAAUUUCUAAAUAAUUUACAUGUUAAAGGAAAUGUCUAAGUCAGACCUGGUCUUGACUGUUUUCACUACUCUAAUGCAGUUUGGCUUGAUAGGACAGUUUUGUCGCAUCAUCACUGGCACAUGUGUCUCCUGUUGUACUAAAACCACUAUAAAAGAUGCUGAAUAAAACGUAAUAACUCCACAUGUUUAUCAGCUUGUCUGCAGGUCUCUGGAAACUGAAUUUAUGGAUUUCAGGCCCGACCACCUGGAAUUGAAACUAAGCUGUUUCCUGUCAACAACUGUGUCAGUAAUACUGUGGUACCGCUAAUCAUCCUCUGAAGUGUGUCAUUGUGUUGUGGAGACAAAUGCUCUUAAUAACAGCACUGAAUUAAUUGUUACUGCCUUAAAUUUGUGAAAAUGCUUCCAGCUGAAGGACUGCAGGCGUGGAUCGACGGGUCUGAAGCUUGUGAGGCCUUCUGGAGACGAAUGUGGGUUGUGUGCAAUUCAAUAAAAUCAUUCCUGAAUGUGUAACUGUCAAACUGGUGGAUCUGAUGCAAAUAAAGACUCUGUAGAUGGUAAGAAAGGCACAUCUGUACACCAUGUUUAUCAGUGUGUUAUACUUAUUAACACUUAAUUCUCCCUUGUUUUGUGUUUUCCAAAGAUUUGAUGUUAGAUUUAGAGAGUUGAUGAACCUUAAUCAUGUAAACUGUCGACAGAGGACGUGUGUGAUUUCACCUCCAAUGUUUUUAGAUUUGAUCAUCUGUAACAGACGCACACAUCUGGAACGGGAACAGAAAGUUCUUUCUCACUUCAAGGUCAAGUGCACAAUAAUGGUAGUUUCUGCAAAGUUUUCUGUCUUAAUGCCUUAAAAUAUCAAUAAAAAUGUAUUG
This is a messenger RNA of Chelmon rostratus (copperband butterflyfish), 3541 nucleotides long. RefSeq names its product solute carrier family 49 member 3 (gene slc49a3). The transcript is spliced from 10 exons. The coding region runs from base 260 to 1705 and encodes 481 amino acids. Gene Ontology annotation, molecular function: transmembrane transporter activity. The record is from RefSeq and is a predicted model, not a curated record. Lineage: Eukaryota; Metazoa; Chordata; Actinopteri; Chaetodontiformes; Chaetodontidae. Gene Ontology annotation, cellular component: membrane. Gene Ontology annotation, biological process: transmembrane transport.